CCCACCGCUCUGGCCACUCUGCCCCUGGGGGGACCAGCAGCCGGGCAGCUGCCUCUGCCGCACUCUCGGAGGCAGCGUCCCCCUCCCCGAUUUUCCUGUUUCUCCCUCGCUGUCCAGUUUAUUCUCUCAGUCCCAAGCCUCCCCCUUUAGCUGUACUGGGUUAGUAGUUUUAAAAUGAGCUCUGUCUCAGGACCUCUGGCCUGGGAAAGCCCCGGACUAAUGACAAGUCUCCUCUAGAGACAGAGGAGGUCUGGGGGGAGGGUGGGUGCGGCUGCUGGCAGGUGGUCCCGGGAGGGGCUGCCUGGGCUGGCAUCUUCCCAUCUUCCCAUCUUCCCGGGACUCGCUGCUCCCAGAGGACCCGCCUGGACUGGAGCCCCCGCGGGCAUCUCCCCGCCAGGAAACGCUGCAGUAGAACCGAAAGAGGCCUCUUCCUGGCUGAGAAACGCCUGUGCCCUCGCCCAGGAAAGCCAUGGCCAGCCUGCGAGGGGAUGCCCGCUGCCUGCUCUGGAUGCUGCUGCUAUGGAGUGCGGACCGCGGCUGCUGGGCCCAGAGAGCAGGUUGCAAGAGCGUCCAGUACGACCUGGUCUUCCUGCUGGACACCUCCUCCAGCGUGGGCCAGGGCGACUUCCAGAAGGUGCAGCAGUGGGUGGCCAACCUGGUGGACACCUUCGAGGUGGGCCCCGAGCACACCCGCGUGGGGGUCGUGCACUACAGCGACCAGCCCACCACGGCCUUCGAGCUGGGCCGCUUCCACUCCAGGGAGGCGGUGAAGGCGGCCGCGCGCUCCCUGGCCUUCCACUGCACUGUGGGCGUCGGGGAGGCGCUGAAGGAGGAGCUGGAGGAGAUCGCGUCGGAGCCCAAGUCCGCCCACGUCUUCCACGUGUCCGACUUCGACGCCAUCGACAAGAUCAGGGGCAAGCUGCGGCGCCGCCUGUGCGAGAACGUGCUGUGCCCCAGCGUCCGCGUGGAAGGACAUCGCUUUAAGCACACCAACGGCGGGACCAGGGAAAUCACAGGGUUUGACCUGAUGAAUCUGUUCCGCGUGAAGGACGUCCUGGGGCAGCGAGAGGACGGGGCGCAGAGCUCCUACGUCCGGAUGGGGUCCUUCCCCGUGGUGCAGAGGACAGAGGAUGUGUUCCCCCAAGGCCUGCCUGAUGAGUACGCCUUCGUCACCACCUUCCGCUUCCGGAAGAGCUCGCGGAAAGAAGACUGGUACAUCUGGCAGGUCAUCGACCAGUACGGCAUCCCGCAGGUCUCCAUCCGCCUGGACGGCGAGAACAAGGCCGUCGAGUACAACGCUGUGGGUGCCAUGAAGGACGCCGUCAGGGUGGUCUUCCGCGGCACCCGGGUCAACGACCUCUUUGACCGGGACUGGCACAAGCUGGCGCUGAGCAUCCAGGCCCAGAACGUCUCCCUGUACAUCGACUGCGCGCUGGUGCAGACGCUGCCCAUCGAGGAGAGGGAGAACAUUGACAUCCAGGGCAAGACCGUGAUCGGCAAGCGUCUCUACGACAGCGUGCCCAUCGACUUUGACCUGCAGCGAAUUGUGAUUUACUGCGACUCCCGCCACGCGGAGCUGGAGACGUGCUGUGACAUCCCCUCGGGCCCGUGCCAGGUGACCGUGCGGACCGAGCCCCCGCCCCUGCCCCCACCGCCACCCACCGCCGGCAGCGAGCAGAUCGGGUUCUUGAAGACCAUCAACUGCUCCUGCCCAGCCGGAGAGAAGGGAGAAAAGGGCUCCAGUGGCCCCGUGGGACUGCCCGGCCCGAAGGGCGACAGGGGAGGCCCCGGGCCAUUCGGGGCUCCGGGACCCAAGGGUGAGAAAGGCGACUCGGGCCGGGGACCGUUCGUCCACGGAGAAAAGGGUGAAAAGGGUUCCCUGGGCCCGCCCGGCCCCCCCGGGAGAGACGGCAGCAAAGGCGUGCGGGGGGAGCCUGGAGAGCCGGGGCUGCCUGGCGAGGUGGGCAUGCGGGGGUUCCAGGGCCCGCCUGGACUUCCCGGCCCUCCCGGCCACGUCGGGGCUCCUGGUCUCCAGGGAGAGCGAGGGGAGCGGGGAGCCCGAGGAGAAAAGGGGGAGCGCGGCCUGGAUGGCUUCCCCGGGAAGCCUGGGGAGACGGGGGAGCAGGGAAGGCCUGGCCCUCCUGGCAUGGCCGGGCCCCCCGGAGAGAAGGGCGACGUGGGGCCUGCAGGACCGCCUGGCGUCCCGGGCUCCGUGGUGCAGAGAGAGGGCCUGAAGGGCGAGCAGGGAGCUCCAGGACCACGCGGUCACCAGGGCCCCCCUGGGCCUCCCGGAGCCCCGGGUUUGACCGGCCCAGAAGGCCAGGCUGGACCUCCGGGUCUGCAAGGUCUCCGAGGCAAGAAAGGCGAAGCGGGCGCCCCCGGACUGCCUGGAUCGCUGGGGCCACAGGGCCCCCCCGGACCGCCCGGUGUCCCCGGCCCCCCUGGUCCUGGAGGCCCCGCGGGUUUGCCAGGAGAGAUCGGCUUCCCUGGAAAACCUGGGCACCCCGGGCCGGCGGGGCCGCCUGGGAAGGAUGGGCUGCCCGGACCCCCAGGCCUGCCAGGGCCCAAGGGACAGCCCGGAGACCGCGGGGUGGAUGGCCUGCCUGGGAAGCCGGGCCUGCGGGGCGACGUUGGGGAGCAGGGCCUGGCUGGCCGCCCGGGAGAGAAGGGCCAGGCGGGCCUCCCCGGAGCCCCCGGGUUCCCCGGCCUGAGGGGAGAGAAGGGACAGCAGGGAGAGAAGGGCGGCCUGGGCCUCCCGGGACAGAAAGGCGACCGAGGUGACAAGGGUGAAGCUGGUCCAGCCGGCCCCCCGGGAUUGCCCGGAACACCUUCCUUCUUCACCCCGCACCCCAGGAUGCCAGGAGAGCAAGGACCGAAAGGAGAGAAGGGGGACCACGGCGUGCCCGGGGAGCCGGGCCCCCCUGGGAUCAGAGGCCCCCCUGGGAAAGACGGGGAGCGCGGCGAGAAGGGCCCCCCUGGGAUCAGAGGCCCCCCUGGGAAAGACGGGGAGCGCGGCGAGAAGACGUGGAGACUGAGGCUCCGAGAUGAACUGAUUUGCUGUCACACGGCCUGGCGGCCAGGCUGCAGGAGGCCCCGGGAGCCCUGCCUGGAACAGCGGUCCCUGUGGCUGGUGGGGCCCGACCCGGGGUCCCGCAGCCAGAGCCGCCCCCGGGCUCGGGGCUUCGCGGUGCGGGGACACAGAGCUGGACCAGGUCUGCGAUGCCGAGAGGCCCCUGAGACGGUCAGGCAAGCUGCCCACAGCUGGCCGGUCAGGGUUGUGCACACAGAGGCCUCUCGGCUGAGUGUCAAGGAGCAGCCGGAAGCCCUGGGGCUGCAGCUAGACUUCCCCAUGAGCUCCCAGGUCUGGGGAGCCGGUGAGGUGCAGGGAGACGGCUGCACUUCGGUCCUCCCCCACCAGCAGAGGGUGCUCUUAGCGGGCACGGGGCGGGCGGGCACUCAGCGGGCAGGCAAGGCCUCUCGUGGCUCCAUGACCGUCCUCGUCCCCUUCCCUUCCCAGGGGCCUCGUGGACCGCCCGGAUUACCUGGACCUCUUGGAACCAAGGGGGACCGAGGUGCCCCUGGGAUCCCCGGCUCUCCAGGCACCCGCGGCGACCCGGGCAUCGGGGUUGCCGGCCCUCCUGGCCCUUCCGGACCCCCUGGAGACAAAGGCCCCCCGGGACCUCGAGGCUCGCCCGGAUUCCCCGGCCCCCAGGGCCCCGCUGGCCAGGAUGGCGCACCAGGCAAUCCCGGCGAGAGGGGGCCUCCGGGCAAACCGGGCCCCUCCUCGCCACUCUCUCCCGAGGACGUCCAGCUCCUGGUUAAGGACGUGUGCAAGGACUGCCCCCCGGGCCCCCCGGGCCUGCCUGGCCUGCCGGGCUUUAAGGGGGACAAAGGGCUCCCGGGAAAGCCAGGGCGAGACGGCACAGACGGGAAAGAGGGAGAGGCUGGGCCCAGAGGCCUUCCAGGACCCCCGGGAGCUGCUGGCGCGCAGGGAAGUACAGGAGAGCGCGGAGCGGACGGCGAGGCCGGGCCGAAGGGCGACCAGGGCCGCCCCGGAGUUCCAGGUCUCAUGGGGCCCCCGGGGAACCCUGGGCCACCGGGAGCCGCUGGAGUCACGGGAGCUGCCGGACCGCCAGGCACCCAGGGGCCACCGGGGAAAGAAGGUCCCCCCGGCCCCGAAGGCCCAUCGGGGUUACCCGGAAUCCCAGGAGCAGAAGGCAAAGAGGGCAGGGACGGAAAACCCGGCGCCCCCGGAGAGCCGGGCAAAGCAGGAGAGCCGGGCCUGCCAGGACCAGAGGGUGCCCGCGGGCCCCCCGGCUUCAAGGGACACACGGGCGAUGCUGGCGCCCCCGGCCCCCGGGGAGAGCCCGGGGCCAUGGGGCCCCCCGGCCGGGAGGGGUCACCAGGAAAAGAUGGGGAUGCCGGACCCGAAGGGCUGCCGGGUCCCCAAGGACCGAGGGGCCCACUGGGCAAGAGUGGAUCGCCCGGGACUCCAGGGGACCCCGGCCCCGCAGGAAACCCAGGCCAGAAGGGAAGCAAAGGAGAAAACGGCAGUCCCGGGCUCCCUGGCUUCCUGGGUCCCCGUGGGCCUCCGGGGGAGCCCGGCGAGAAGGGAGCCCCAGGCAAGGAGGGCGCCCCCGGGAAGCCCGGAGCAGCAGGACCCGGAGGAGAGAGGGGAGAUCCCGGCAUCAAGGGUGACAAAGGAGCUCCUGGUGGGAAGGGCCAGCCUGGGGACCCGGGCAUCCCCGGCCACAAAGGCCACACGGGCCUGAUGGGCCCCAAAGGGUCAGAGCCAGAGGGCGAGGCUCCCUCCCUGGACACCCUGCGGCGGCUCAUCCAGGAAGAAGUCGGGAAGCAGCUGGAGACCAAACUCGCCUACCUCAUGGCCCAGAUGCCCCCGGCGCACGUGAAGACUUCUCAAGGCAGACCUGGGCCACCGGGGCCCCCCGGAAAAGAUGGGCUUCCCGGCCGAGCAGGCCCCAUGGGGGACCCGGGACGGCCCGGGCAGGGGGGUCUGGAAGGACCGUCCGGACCCAUUGGUCCCAAAGGUGAGCGAGGAGCCAAAGGUGACCCAGGAACGCCAGGUGUCGGCCUCCGAGGCGAGAUGGGCCCCCCCGGAAUCCCAGGUCAACCUGGGGAGCCCGGCUACGCCAAAGAUGGGCUUCCUGGGGGCCCCGGCCCUCAGGGGGAGACCGGACCCGCUGGACACCCCGAGCCUUGCUGCCCGCCCGGGGAAUGUGAAGGGCCCCUAGAAGAUUCCGGAAGGCCCGGGGACUGCGGUGGAUUUCUGAAACUUGAACUCAGAGCCCGAGGACGUCAGAGAUCUUGAAACAUUUUGGCCACCUGCUUUUCUUCUUUUAUCAUUUGUUUUAUUUUCUCGGGAGACCUCGGUGUUAUUAAAACCAACAGAUGCUGGCGGUCAGUCAGAUUAUUAUUUUUAUUAAUUAUUAUUUUUAUUGCAUUUGUUCAUGCUUUGCGAGUUUUGCUCCCUCUCCUCUGAAGUGGAAACUUCAUUUGGGGGCAGCGGAUUGAGUCUUAGUCCCGACAGCCCGUCGACGGGUGCUGCCCAUGAAGGAACUCCUGGUGCUGAAACCGACCAGCCUCUGGCCAACUUCACCUGUUCGCCCCGAAGGGAACUGGAGAAUGAAUUGGUGCUUCUCUCCUGGCCGAGCCGGAGGCGCCCGGGCACCUUGCCAGGAGGGACAGUGAAGCGAGAGGAACGAGUUUGCAGACCCGUGAAUGCUCUGCCUCCCGCCGGGAGUGCAGAGAGCGGGGAUCCGUUCCAGGCCUCUGCAUGGAAGUGCCACGGGGUCGGCAGUGGCUCGCAGGAUACUGUUUGGACUCGGAUGGAGAGGCCGGUGUGGGGGGAGCAGGCCCUGCCCUUCGAUGCGGAUUUGGUGUCUCAGCCAUGGAAGGACCUGUCCGUGCGAGCGCCUUACUGACCUCACUCACCUGCACUGUAAAGGCAGGCGGCAGCCACUCUGGGCUCUCCUGAGGGUGCAGGUGGGCAGGUGCUGCCGGAGCUGGGAUGGGUGCCUCCCCCGCACCCCUGAACCAGCCUGGGUGUGUGUGUGCGUGAGUGUGCGUGUGCCACGCCGGCCCGCACAGGUGCUCAAUAAAUCUGAUUUCCUGUUCCUCG
Myotis brandtii (Brandt's bat) is the source of this 6139-nucleotide messenger RNA. It is a transcript of the gene COL22A1, whose product is annotated as collagen, type XXII, alpha 1. The record is from RefSeq and is a predicted model, not a curated record. The coding region runs from base 470 to 5329 and encodes 1619 amino acids. NCBI's taxonomy places the organism in Eukaryota, Metazoa, Chordata, Mammalia, Chiroptera, Vespertilionidae. The transcript is spliced from 66 exons.